UGUUCAUGACUUUUAGUAAUCCUCCUGAGUGGUCCAAACAAGUAGAGUAUACCUUCACUGGAAUUUAUACAUUUGAAUCAACUGUAAAAAUCAUUGCCCGUGGAUUCUGUAUAGAUGAUUUCACAUUCCUUAGAGAUCCAUGGAACUGGCUGGAUUUCAUGGUCAUCUCAAUGGCGUAUAUAACAGAGUUUGUAAACCUAGGCAAUGUCUCAGCUCUGCGCACGUUCAGAGUUCUGAGGGCAUUGAAAACAAUUUCUGUAAUCCCAGGUAAGAGA
Molecule: messenger RNA, 275 nt
Organism: Sinocyclocheilus anshuiensis
Lineage: Eukaryota; Metazoa; Chordata; Actinopteri; Cypriniformes; Cyprinidae
Product: sodium channel protein type 8 subunit alpha-like
Exons: 3
Biological process (GO): neuronal action potential; membrane depolarization during action potential; sodium ion transmembrane transport
Cellular component (GO): plasma membrane; voltage-gated sodium channel complex
Molecular function (GO): voltage-gated sodium channel activity
Source: RefSeq, a predicted model, not a curated record